Messenger RNA from Colletotrichum phormii, 1326 nucleotides. RefSeq names its product RWD domain-containing protein. Gene Ontology annotation, cellular component: cytoplasm. NCBI's taxonomy places the organism in Eukaryota, Fungi, Ascomycota, Sordariomycetes, Glomerellales, Glomerellaceae. The transcript has a single exon. Gene Ontology annotation, molecular function: protein binding. Gene Ontology annotation, biological process: regulation of translational initiation; GCN2-mediated signaling. The record is from RefSeq and is a predicted model, not a curated record. The coding region runs from base 234 to 1124 and encodes 296 amino acids.
CGAUAUUGACGGUCAUAAAUUUACUUUGUUAAUAUACCUGAGUGCCUUUCAAAUGAAUUAUAUCCAUAUAACCAGAUCGGACUAAAGAAGGCAUUCAUUUCACUAGAGGAACAAUCAUCUUGAAGACCACACUUCACAAACCUCCUCAUCAACCAGCAACCUCACAUCACCCGUUCUCAAAACCCAUUAAGAGGUACGCCACACCUCAUACCACAAAAGAAGCCCAAACAGCAAUGUCAGACGAUCUCAAAGACGAAAUAGAAGCCCUAAACUCAAUCUACGGAGACGACACCCUACGCCAUACACCACCAGAUAACUAUGUUCUCACGCUUCCCGGCGGCCCGGGUGCCUCCUCCCUCACCCUCCGCUUCGCCGACUCGUACCCGGACGUACCGCCAGAGAUCCUCGGCACCCACAGCGCCGGCGAGAACGCGCCCCGCGGCGCGGGCGCCCGCGACUUGUCUCUUUUCCGCGAGGCCGUCGCCGCCGUCUACCAGCCGGGCGCUGUCUGUCUCUUUGACGCCGUGGAAGAGUUCUCGCGACGACUGGAGGAAGUUUCAGAAGCUGAGCCGUCAGGACCACCCACCACCACCUCACAUUCUCCUCCUCCUCCGCCGUCAUCCUCCUCGCGGCGACAGCUAGAAGAGCACGAGCACAACCAACAGGACGCCGAAGCUGACUCUCUGCCUUGCCGCAUGCUAGAGUCGCCCCCUUGGAUUCUCUCCUCCCCCUUCACGGAACUCAAAUCCGUCUUCCUCGCGCGCGCCGCACCCGUCACCUCCCCCGAGCAGGCCGCGUCCUACGUCCAGCACCUUAUCGCGACGGACAAGAAGGUGCGCGGCGCAAGCCACAACAUGACGGCGUGGCGGAUCCGCGGCGCCAACGGCACGAGCUUCCAGGACUGCGACGACGACGGCGAGACGGCGGCCGGCGGCCGGCUGCUGCACCUGAUGCAGCUCAUGGAUUUGUGGGACGUCAUGGUUGUCGUGACGAGGUGGUAUGGCGGGCAGAAGUUGGGGCCGAGGCGGUUCGCGCUGAUUAAUAGCACGGCGAGGGAUGCGUUUGUCAAGGCUGGGUGGGCGGAGGAGGCGGGGUCGGGGAAGAGGAAGAGGCAUGGGAAGUGAGGGCGGCUGUUUUGAGGUAGUAGGCCUUCACGAUGGAUGGUUGGUUUUUCAGAUCUAGUGUGUUUCAAGGUUGCUCACAGCCAGCGUCGGUGUAGAUGGGGGUUACGAGGUCAGUUACUGAUAGACCUAUUCUGGAAAGACAUCACUGGAGAGUUUACCAAGAGAUCUGCCGCAUCAAGGAGGGUGGGCUAUGACAAGAGUG